CCUACUUCUGGCCCCGCCCCUCUGCUUACACCUGUGCAACGCACAGCAGCCGCACCUGUUCGGAGCUCUGCGCUCUGCCCGGGCAGUUUUCACCUUCCAUUACCUCUCCCGCUCAGACAGUCCACAUCAGCCUGCUACUGCACUUGUAUCUCUUUCACCUGGCAUGCUGGAGCUCCUGGCUUACCUGCAAGACUCGGAGCUCGUGGCCCGGUUCCAGAGACUAUGUGGACUCAUCCCCGUCGAAGCCGCGCAUCCCGGCCGAGGGUGGACGCGCACUGCGAAAGGAAUCCCGGUCCUCGCCCACGAAGGGAGAUGGGACCGCCAGGAUAAGAAUUCAAACUAUACACAUAAGCAGAAUGGACAUGCUGUUGGUGGCUGUAGCGGGCCUCCACAGUAUGAGGUGAGGAAUUGGCUGUUGCACCUUCUCUUCCUGUUCUCGUCAGGCCUGGGGCACGAACUCUUUUACAUCACCUGUUUGCCAUGCAUACACUGGAACCUGGACCCAUUCCUGUGCCGACGCCUGGUCAACAUGUGGACAGUGGUGAUGUACAUCGGCCAGGUGUUGAAAGAUGUGUUGAAGCUACCUCGCCCUCUCUCACCCCCUGUGAUCAAGCUGGAGACACGUGUCGAUGCAGAGUACGGGCUGCCCUCCACCCACGCCAUGGCCGCCACCGCCAUCUCUUUUACAGUUUUACUAAGUGCUCCCUCCAGGAUACAGUUCCAGUUCGAGGUGGGUCUGCUGAUCGCAGUGACGCUGUCGUCUUUGGUGUGUCUGAGCCGCCUCUACACUGGCAUGCACUCAGCUUUGGAUGUGAUCUGUGGUGCUUCCAUCUCAGCCAUCCUCAUGUUCCUCACCUACCCAUAUUGGGACACCUUGGACCAUUUCCAGCUCACCAGCUGCAUCUCCCCCAUUGUGGCAUUGUCAUUGCCCCUCUUCCUCAGCUACACAUACCCAGAGCUGGACCAUUACAGCACCACGCGAGGGGAUACGACGACCAUUCUAGGAGUAGGUGCCGGGUGCUCUAUUGGAUACUGGGUGAAUGAGAAGCUGGGACAGACGUUUGAGCCCCAGGGGGUAUUACCUGUUCCCCUACCCACACUGACGGCAAAUGCACUGGCACUAGGUGCUGCCCGCUUCCUUGUGGGUGUUGUAGCAUUAAUAGGAACUCGACAGGUUGUGAAAACACUGAGCCUGCAGGUGUUGUAUUUCUGGUACAGAGUGCCAAAACAUGACGACAGUGCCAGAAGGAGGAGAGAGAUUGAAGUGCCGUAUAAGUUUGCCACAUACAUGACUGUUGGACUUGUCAAUUCUAUAUUGGUCAACAGAGUCUUCAUUCUACUGGGGCUACUAUGAUCUAAAAACACAAGACUCGUGUAACGAUCUUAAAUUACAACAACAAAAAUGUACCUCUUAUUUAUUUGUGUGUAUCAAAUGAUCUU
Messenger RNA from Micropterus dolomieu (smallmouth bass), 1440 nucleotides. It is a transcript of the gene sgpp2, whose product is annotated as sphingosine-1-phosphate phosphatase 2. The transcript has 5 exons. The coding region runs from base 164 to 1354 and encodes 396 amino acids. Gene Ontology annotation, molecular function: sphingosine-1-phosphate phosphatase activity. Gene Ontology annotation, cellular component: endoplasmic reticulum membrane. NCBI's taxonomy places the organism in Eukaryota, Metazoa, Chordata, Actinopteri, Centrarchiformes, Centrarchidae. The record is from RefSeq and is a predicted model, not a curated record. Gene Ontology annotation, biological process: phospholipid dephosphorylation; sphingosine metabolic process.